Messenger RNA from Candidozyma haemuli, 1188 nucleotides. RefSeq lists its product as uncharacterized. Bases 1 to 1188 code for a protein of 395 amino acids. Gene Ontology annotation, cellular component: mitochondrion. The transcript has a single exon. The record is from RefSeq and is a predicted model, not a curated record. Gene Ontology annotation, molecular function: trimethyllysine dioxygenase activity; iron ion binding. Lineage: Eukaryota; Fungi; Ascomycota; Pichiomycetes; Serinales; Metschnikowiaceae. Gene Ontology annotation, biological process: carnitine biosynthetic process.
AUGACCAACCAGGAUUUCAGUCUUUCUUCCGAUGCCCUCACGGUAGAGAUCGAGGGCAUUUCUACCGCUUUCCACUACGUGUGGCUUAGAGACAAUUGCCAUUGCAGCGAGUGUUUCUACGAUAUCACCAAGCAGAGGUUGCUUAACUCGGCGACCAUCGAUGAAAAUAUCCGUCCUGAAGUGUGUAAGGCAGUGGGGGACGGGUUCGAGAUUGUGUGGUCUCAGAACCAGCACAAGUCAAAGUACGAGUUGGACUGGUUGAAGCUUCAUGCUUAUAACCCUAGGAUUGUGCCUUUGGAGGAUAAGCUUCUGGGGGAGAAGGAUGUGUUGAAGAGACAGUACUGGAAGACCAAGGAUAUCGAGGGAAAUAUGCCUAGCGUUGAUUAUGGGGCUAUUAUGGCUUCUGACGAUGCUACUGAUGGUGAAGAGGCCAUUAAGGAUUGGUGUCUCAAGAUCUGGAAGUACGGCUUCACCUUGAUUGACCAUGUACCUGUGACUCCAGAGGAUACCGAGAUGUUGUGUGAGAAGCUUAUGUACAUCAGGCCUACCCAUUACGGUGGGUUCUGGGACUUUACUUCGGAUUUGACCAAGAAGGAUACUGCUUACACCAACUUCGAUAUUCUGUCUCAUACUGACGGAACCUACUGGUCUGAUACUCCAGGCUUGCAGUUGUUCCAUCUUUUGUUCCAUGACGGUGAAGGUGGAACCACUUCUUUGGUUGACGCUUUCCAGUGUGCUGAACAGUUGAAAAAGGAAGAUCCAGAGAGCUUCGAGCUUUUGACAAGAAUUCCUGUUCCAGCACACUCUGCUGGUGAAGAGAAGGUUUGUAUCCAGCCAGACCUUCCUCAGCCAGUGUUUAAGCUUGACCAUCAGGGCGAGCUUAUUCAGGUUCGUUGGAACCAGAGUGACCGUUCGUGUAUGGACACUUGGGAGAACCCACUGGAUGUGCCUAAGUUCUAUAAGGCCAUUCGCCAGUGGUACAGGAUUAUCAGUUCUCCAGAGAACGAGGUGUUCUACCAAUUGAAGCCCGGACAGUGCUUGAUUUUCGAUAACUGGAGAUGUUUCCAUUCGAGAACUGAGUUUACAGGUAAGAGGAGAUUGUGCGGUGCUUACAUCAACAGAGACGACUUUGUGUCGAGGUUGAAGUUGUUGAACUUGGGUCGUAAGGCGGUGUUGGACUCAAUUUAA